Messenger RNA from Macaca mulatta (Rhesus monkey), 709 nucleotides. Lineage: Eukaryota; Metazoa; Chordata; Mammalia; Primates; Cercopithecidae. The record is from RefSeq and is a predicted model, not a curated record.
GUGAUGCCGAGGAAGACACUUCUCUCCGAGUCUUAGUCUGCCCACCUGUGAAACGGGCUCACAACAAACCCCUGACCCCAGGCUCGGUCGCCUUGAGUCCAAGACCUCACCCAAUCCCCUCACCCCCCGGGCCCUCAGGAGGCGCGGGGACUCGGGGAGGGGGCGGCCCCUUCCUCGGGAGGCGCCCAGGUGGCACGUCGGUGCCUCAGCUCCUGGGGUCUCUGGGCUCCGCGCUGCCCGUGGGAUGCAGAGGGGCCUCUGGAGGGGGCGGGUUCUCUCGAGCCAGAAAGCCCGGAGCCGCCCAGGAAUUUUGGCUCGAACUGAGAGCACUUCCUCCCGGGCCGGCCGGGCGCGAUCCGGGAAGGGCGGCUGCGGGCAGACGCGGCGCUGCGCUCUGCCGGGCCGGCACCAUGCGGCCCCUGCUCUGCGCGCUGGCCGGGCUGGCCCUGCUCCGCGCCGCGGGCUCUUUGGCCGCUGCAGAACCCUUCAGCCCUCCACGAGGAGAUUCAGCUCAGAGCACAGUGUGUGACAGACAUAUGGCUGUGCAACGCCGUCUAGAUGUCAUGGAGGAGAUGGCUUCUGAGCCCCGGAGCUGGAGCCCAGCAGCUGGAGGUGGUGCACCUGCCAGGCAGCACCCACAGAGCCAGCCCUGUCCUCUCGCCGUCCUUCCUCAGCUUCAUGUGAAAUAAAAACUAUUCUUUUGGUCUCC